This is a messenger RNA of Leptomonas pyrrhocoris, 6610 nucleotides long. RefSeq names its product putative PTP1-interacting protein 39 kDa. The transcript has a single exon. NCBI's taxonomy places the organism in Eukaryota, Euglenozoa, Kinetoplastea, Trypanosomatida, Trypanosomatidae. The record is from RefSeq and is a predicted model, not a curated record. Bases 650 to 6610 code for a protein of 1986 amino acids.
AGAAGGACAUCUUCUUUUAAUCGUUGCCUCUUGGUAUCAUCAACACCGUCAUCUCGAAACGGCCUGUGUGUGCGCGCCCGCUGCUGCGUCACCCCGCGUUACUCUGUGUGCGCGCUUGAUCUUUACAGUGAUACUCGUGUUUGUUUUCUGCUUUGCCUCGUGCGUGUUAUUCCUCCUCUUUUAAACUCAGAUACAUCCUCUCAUAGACGCAGACACGCUCCCCUACACGUAUUCGCAUUGGCACAGAAACCCCAAGGAAGAAGAAGAAACAAGGUACACACAGUGUAUCUCCUUCCGCGGAUCACAGCACACCCUCUGCGGGACGUGAUCGCUGCUCUUCGCUGUUGCUCUCUAGGCCACCAUUUUUUUUUUGCGGAGGACGACACGGAAGCUUCUUACCGACACGCCUUUCCCCUUCUGACAGACAAACACAGAUUCAUACGUGCGUAUAUAUAUAUAUAUAUAUCCUUUGAUUUCGUGUGUGUGUGUCUUUCCAUUACAGUUAUCCAUAAGCAGCGCUCUUUCUUGUCUUUUUUCUUAUUGGCUCAGAGGAGGAGUCUGUCCGCAUCGGCGCGAACUCCGCCAGAUCCUCUUUCCCUUUUCCCCUCUUCUUUUCCGCCUUGUACUCCUCCAGAGACGCCCUUCCCCGAUGCCGCGGCUUCACGCCUCCCACCGCCGCUUCGCGCAGACGCCGCUGCAGAACACCGCAGAAGCGACAGGUCGCACCGGCAACGGCCAGUUGGUGUUGACGGCACCGCCACCGCCGCCGCCGCAGCGGCAGCAGCAGCAGCUCGAGGACCGCAACAGACAGCAUUCACGCCCUCUACGGAAAGGCGGUGGUGCUCUCGCGGAAGAACAUCAGCAGCAACAGUUAUCCCGAGUCGAUAUUGUGGCAGAACCACACGACGCGAGCUGUUGCUUCUUUGCAGAGGUGGAAGGGACGGCGGAUCGGCCUCUGCGUCGGGCAGAGUUCUCCGGGCCGGGUAGCGUGGGAGACGACGAUGAUGCGACGACCACCACCGCCACGGUGGCCACUGCACGCAUAUUGGAAAGCCUAUUUGCGGAAGAGGGUGGAGGGAGAGAGGAAGCCAACGCGCCGACUUCUCUGCCUUCCAUAACGGCCUCUCCCACCAACAAAGGCGGCACCAACACCGAUCAGCAGACGAGUGUGGGCCGUCACGGUCUCCCACGACGACGCGUGCGGCCCACCGCCACCAUCAUCGCGAAUACGUUCACUACCGGUCUGCAGAACAGCAACGACAGACACAGCAGCGGCAAGCGCAGCACUGAUGACUGGCAACGAUCGUCGAGUGAAGACGCUGAGGAGGAGGAGGAAGAACUCUUUGCUGAAGGAGUGGUCGAUGGGCGCGCGGCGCUUCUCCCCAGUGCUCCCUGUGCUACUCUUGCUGCUGCGCCACACGCACACGCGGGCGCUGCGCCCGCCCUCUCCGAUACCUCCAACUCCCCCGCACGGGAGGGCGGCCACGACGACGAGCCGAUGGCGGAUCGACCGUGUGCGCUGUCACAGCUACGAGCACCACCAGCUGCGGCAACGUCUCACUGCGUCGCUUCCGCCUCCAUCAUCACUGCUCCGUCAGCGGAGAUGCGAAGAGAGGUGCCUCCGGUAGCGGAUCGGAGAGUUCCGCUGGCGGAAGAGGAGAAGCGUCAAACCGGCUGGAGGUGCACGACGACGUCGCUGAUCUCGGGCAGCUCCUGGCGUGUGCACGUGUGGGUGCCACGGCGGGUGGAAGCAUUAUGCGAGCCGGCAAGGAGGACGGCGACCUCUUCACCUUCCUCCGCUGUUCCUCCUCCCCCUCUUCUACUCCCCGCCACUGGGGAAGCAACUGGAAACGCACAGCGCGGUCCACAGCCGGUCAUCUGGCGACGUCCGGACUCGCCGCAUCUCCACCCGCAGCGCACGGUCGAGCACGCAGCUCUCCACGCCGCGCCCUCCCCGCUGUCGUCGACGCAGUGGUGCGUAACGGCAUUCGAGGUGGUGGAAGUGUGUCUGUACACGGCGGAUUGCCUUCACACAAGAUGCCGUGUCCGCGACACUCCCAGAAGCAGCAGCAGCAACAGCAGUAAACAGAGCACCAACAGUGAGUCGGACGAGCCGUUGAGGAGCGACGACGACGAUGACGAUGACAGCGGUGGCGACGCUGCGGUCCCGACCGGGGUGCCGGAAGCUUCACGAGUACCCCUGUCCGCUACAACCUAUCGUCAGACCUCCCCUCCUCCUCCUCUCCACUAUCGCGGUUGUCAGGUUGGGUAUAGAGGCGCGCCCACUACGAGCAGAGAAGGGCGGGUGGAGGAGGAGGAGGAGGAAGAAGCGGCAGCGGCGGCAACGGGAGGUGGAAAGCGCAGUAGAGCAAUUGUAGGCUGUCAACGUCCUCAGCGCGCCAGCAGCAGCAGCAGCGGCAACGAUCGCCGUGUCCGCCGCGUCGAGCGCGGAGGUGGCUGUACUCUAUGCAACGCAGCUCAACCGCACGCCGGCGGAGGAGAGGGAGGAAGUCGAGUCAACACUUUCUCAUCCUCUUCAUUGUCUCCUCCUCCCCCUCCUUCGUCUUCUCCGCGCAAUUCGGCGUGGGUGCCGCUACGGGCAAAGCUUGCCACCGACAUACGCAUUACACUGUCUUGGCUUCUGCACGCGUGCACGCUACCGCCGCUCGCCUCAACGAUGCUGACGCGCUGCGUCGAAGCGUAUAUUAACACUUGUGUGGUGGUGGCGGUGGUGGGAGGGCGGCAGGCAGCGGCGACAACAGCGCCGUCCAGCACGCCACCAACGACGUCGCACGAGCACGCGCCAUCGUCUUCUUCCUCUGUCUUCUCUCCUCCAUCCUCGCCGCAGCCGGUGCCUUUUUGGAUCGCUGCCUUCGCCUACACGCACGACAUCCAAUCCCGCGCCACCACGUUCGCGUCGCGUCUUUUGCACGAAGCGGAUGUCGCCCCCGCAGCGGUGUUGAACUCUUCGAGCAACAAAACGGCCAGCACGACACCGAUCAGCAAACCUCCGCCACAAGGAGCUAUCAUGCGUUCGCAGCGCUCGCCGCCGUCGGCUGCCACGGAGACGGUGACGUGCAUCCUUUGGCCGCAUUGGGUGCCCGAUGUGCGGUGGAGUACCCAGGUCUUGACGGCGUUGAUGUCUGCUGCGUUUGUGUUGAUCAACGACGUGGCGCAGGCGCUGACCAUCGCGACAACAUCCGCGGCAACGCCGGAACAGUUUGGAAAACAUGCUGAUGCUGUUUCCUCGUCUACAGCAGACGGCCGUCGCGGACACUGCACCAUGCUGUGCGAGUCUGGUCCUGGCAUGACGCCUCUCGCCGCGGCAUCGUCACCUCUGGCGGCACUCCUGCGCCGCUUACACGAGUUCCACGUCUUCUGCGAUAUCGUCUUCGGCGAUGCGGAGAAUAAGAAGCUGUGUCGACACGUGCGAGAUCGGCUGCCGGUGCACAUCAGCGAUCUGAGUGAACUGCUGAGCCGCCCGUGGUGUCAGACAGAGUUUUCGACAGAAGCAAAGACGAAGUCGGCGACGGAGACGGCGGAGGCGACGCGGACAACGGGUGGAAAGCGCGCCUCUCCCCCAUUCGAUGCGUCAACGACCGCUGACGAGGACGGUUAUCAUCGCACGCACGUCUUCCACCCACCGAUACCGCCGUCUGCGUGUGAUGUGGGCAGCGGACAGGCGCGUUUGGCGUGUCCUCCGCCUCUCGCCGCCGCCGAUGGGAGUUCUCGUACGCGAUUCACAUCAUCAUCAACGGCGGCGCCUCAGACGUCUGCCACACGAUGGCCGUCUGUGCUCGACCUCGUCCAUCACCUCGCCCACGCGUGGAUGCGGCAGUGCUUUCCAACCCUGGCAAGUGACCUGCAAGCUUUCUUAAUCUCGCACGAUCCCGGUGUCAUGGUAGAUGAAUGGAACCGCAGGGGAGACGGCAACAACGCACCGCCCGAGAGGGGUGGGGUCGACUGCGUUGCCGCUUCCACGAGCACGCAAGCACGGAACAUCAGGAACGACGCGGCAGACCGACGGGCGUGUGCUGACGGUGCGCAAACGAAGCUCUUCACUGCAGCAUCACCACAGGAUGAUCUCCACGACCGCAUGUACCGAUGCAUUCACGACUUUGUGCAGGGAGUGCUGCAUCGCUGGGGGCGGUGGUACGACACAUCCGGCGCGGCAUCGGCAACGGCACCGCGCUUGCCUUCUCCGGCUUUCGGUGUGUCGCCGGCGAAGGCCGCAACGUGUGCGUACGGCACCGAUUUGCAGUGGCGCGCCCACGUGAACUACGCCACAAUGCAGUCGCUGCAGUGGCUUCUCCUCCGUCAACGCAGCCGGCUCUGCGUGCCCAACGCUCUCGAAGCCGACUCCGGCAGCCCCACAAACCCGUCUGCGGUCGUCGUGGCAGAUGUAAAAGCGAUGCUGGAGCAGCUGACUCUUCUCCCUACGCUGUUUGGAACUGUCUUGCGUUCGCAGGAGAUACGUAGCGGCCUGCGGUGUGCAUGCGCAGAAGUAGCAGCGACGGCGGCAGAGAAGUUAACGGCGCCGCACAGCGUGGAUGACAGCAGUGACAGCUUUCACGCGUGCUUUCGGUUGUUUUGGGGGAUGGUCUGCUACGGCGCGUCGAUGCUGCAACAUGAGGAUGUCGUUGAUCUUCUCUGCGCGUUGCCGCAGCCUUCCUUCUCGCCGGCGAGCUCCUCUACGCCUCGCCUUUCCAAGCUCCACGAUGGCUCCGCAAGCGCGGUCACCGCCGGGACGCAGCGGCAGCGGCAACGGCUGGCGUGUGCUAUGGAGACCGCAGGUGGGGUUUGGAAGGAGUGGAUUCUGCCGUUGCUGGCACGCUACUUCGAAGGCAGCCGCAGCACGGAGCGCCACGACAAUGCGGGAGAGCACGCCGAAGGUGAAGUCGCGGAGGCAAAUGCCGCCGACACGCACGCGGAAGCCGCGAGGCGAACGGAGGCGUUCACGCCACCCGCCCCGUUGGCCAACGCCGCCUGCUCUUCUCCUCCGCGCCCCGCCUGCAGCGCCCUCGACGUGGCGGAUCAAAUGGUGAUGUACGCACUCACCCUUCUCCGGCAAAUCCGCGAUGCGCAGCGGGGUGUCGCGACGGGCACACGAACACCACGAUCGCCACGAGCAACAGCAGCAGCAACAACAAGCACAACCACGCCGUCCGUUACGUCCUCUCGCAAGCGACACCGUCACUGCUCCACCUCCGCCUCCUCCUGCACAACGAACCGUCGGCAUCAACGCAGCUUUCCGCGUCGUCGUGUUUGCGGCAGCGGCGACAUCGGUCUGAUGAGCCACGCAGGUCAAGGUGUGUGUGUCCGUCCCUGUGGCGAAGACGGAGAGGUGGACAGCAGCUCCUUGUGUUCGCCGCGCAGUGUGUCGUCGAGCGCCACCUUCUCGACCGCAACGGCGACAACGACGGUGGCGUCCUCGCUGGCGCGCCACAACCAGUCCAGCUGCAUCGGCGGCUGCGGCAUCGACACGAAAGGCCGCACCACGCCGAACGCAGCAGGCAGUGGUGAGGGAGCUGCUACGCAAAAUAGCUUGGCGGAGAGAGCGACCGGCGCGGCAGCAGCGGCGGACGGAGCUGCGUCUGCGAUGCGUGUUGCGGGAGAGAAGACGAGAGCCGCACCCGAGCCGCGGCGCAGCUCCGCAUGGGUCAUCCCCUCUCUUCGGUGUUUCACAAAUCGGAACGACACGCACGCUGCACACCCCGACGUCCGCCGUGACGCUACAGAAUUGUCUCAUCAUCCUUUACCCGCCUCUCGUACGACGUCUCCGGUGGAGCCUGACUGGCGCGACGUGUGCCGCGUGGUGGCGCAUCAGUGGAUGUCACGCCCCUCUCCAUGUUCGCCACAGAAUAUGUUUCCACACAGCACGACACCGCAAAGCAGUAACGGCAGCGUUGGGCACGUCAUUCACCGUCGUGAUGUUCGCUUCACCCGUGCAUUUUUGCUGUGUCUGCGGCAAUGCAUCCAGCAACUUCAGGAACAGCAGCAGCAACAACAAGCAGACCAAGAUCAGCAGCAGCAGCGGCAGCGCGAAGGAGAAGAGGACGGUGCGCAGACGCACGCGCACGGCCAUCUGAGCGGUGACGACAAUGCCCAUCACCACCACAGCAGCGGCUUCCGCUCCUUUUAUGAUUACCUUUACGGAGUUCUACCGCCGGGGCUGCGCGCUGAGGAGGGCGGUGUGAUGGUGCUGGAAGUUGCGUCAUCGUCGUCGUCGCCGCCGUCUUCUUCUCCCUCGCUCUCUCCGAUUUCGAGUCUGCUGAGGAGAGGGGCCGGUGCACAACGAGUACAGCACAGCAUCCGGCGACGCGCGGGUCGGCGACGUCAUCCGCGGAGACUCCACAGCACUCAUCACAAUCAUGAUGAUGAGGUGUUACACCUGACGAGCACCGAUUCCUUGUCCGCUGACAGCCAGAGCAGCGCCGACUCUGCCAAAGCAACGAUAACAGAAGGCGCCGACGACGACGAAGGACAGGAUGGGCGCGGGGGUGCCCCGGAUACCGCUGCGUCGUCGCUACGGACGCCCUCCUCCUCCACGACCUUCGUCUCCUCGCUGUCCGCGCCGUCCCCGUCGACGCCGUGCUCUUCGGACGGUUAG